Molecule: messenger RNA, 1843 nt
Organism: Lathyrus oleraceus (garden pea)
Lineage: Eukaryota; Viridiplantae; Streptophyta; Magnoliopsida; Fabales; Fabaceae
Product: WUSCHEL-related homeobox 9
Exons: 5
Coding region: 283-1497 (404 amino acids)
Biological process (GO): regulation of developmental process
Molecular function (GO): DNA-binding transcription factor activity; DNA binding
Source: RefSeq, a predicted model, not a curated record
AAUCCAAACCUCUCACACAACCCACAUUUCUUCGUCAAAACCAUAAGAACACUUUACAAAUUACUAUUCCACCACCGUUUUUCCAAUCAAACAACACUUUGCAUUUCUUUGAAACCUCCACCCCUCCUUUAUUUACUCAAGCAAUUACAUCAUCACUUUCCAUUCAUCAUACACUACACAUAAACUUGCCUCAGAAUUAAGCACUUUUCUUUUGAGUAUAUUAACACCAUAUCCAUCAUCAUAUUUUUGGAUCUCGAUCUCGACAUCUUAGAUCGAUCGGCGAUGUCUUCCUCCAACAAACAUUGGCCUAGUAUGUUCAAAAAAUCUAAACCGGACAACCAUCAGAAUUGGCAGCAUGGCGUGAACUCGACUCUCUUGUCCUCCGCUGGAUUCCAAACAACUCCUGUUACUUUAGGUGCAGAUGUUGAUGACAGAAGUCCAGAACCGAAGCCAAGAUGGAAUCCAAAACCCGAACAGAUUCGCAUUUUGGAAUCCAUCUUCAACUCCGGAAUGGUGAACCCUCCAAGGGAAGAGAUCAAGAAGAUACGAGCUCAGUUACAAGAGUUUGGCCAAGUUGGUGAUGCAAAUGUCUUCUAUUGGUUCCAAAACCGCAAAUCUCGAAGCAAGAACAAGCAUAGGCAGCUCCACAGCAAUCCAAGAAACAAAAAGAAUUCUGCCGCUGCUGCUGUUGCUGCUCAAAUCAUCACUGCACCACCUAACUCAUCGUCGUCAUCUUCCUCCGAUCAACCAAACGCCUCGACCAACGAAGCGAUAAUGGUUAACAAUAUUGGCUUGAUCUCCAAUGAUGGGAUGGGGGUGCUGCCUAAUUCCACCACUGUGAACCAAAACCAAGCUGUUGCUUAUAAUUUUCUUCAAACAACACCUGCUGAGACCAAUUUUCAACUACCUACACCCCCACCACCACCCUAUUUCUCUUUCCCUGUGGAGAAUAAUAACAAUAUCAAUGAAGGAGUAGCACAAGGGCUUUACUUAUCUGAUCAAUAUUCCAAUAUGGUUCAGCAUUUACCUCCACAAAAUGCUGCUCUUCCUUUGUUUAACCCUGAGAUCAUGAUGAACUAUGGAAUUGGAAAUUCCUCUAUGAAUAACCAGCAUGAUCAAGAGAAUACUAUUCAAGGGGGAGCAAUGAAUUUGAUGCAGAUGAACCAACAAAACCCACAACAACUUGCUUUUGGUCUCACUUCAAGAACGGAUGAUUCAUCUGUUGUUCCGCUUCCUCCUGUUGCCAUUAAUCCACAUCUUGCUGCUCCAUUCCCCAUCCCUCAAUUUCAAGGUGGUGGUGAGGAAGAUGAUAAGCCAAAAUGUAGGGUGAUAAUUAACAGCACUGUAGUCGAAGUUGAAGUGGGACCCUUCAAUGUUCGUGCAAAUUUUGGAGAUGGUGCCGUUCUGUUUGACUCCUCCGGCCAACGAGUUCUCACCGACGAAUGGGGUGUCACCCUCCACUCACUCCAACAUGGUGCUUCUUAUUACAUGGUUUAAGGAGGUGAAGCUGAACCAGCGAGGUGUGCGAGAUUCAGAUUAAUAUAUCGUGUUUUUUCUCUAUUGUCAUUCUAUGUUUCUUUUUUGUUUUUGUGUGACUCUCUAUAUAUACUUGUCCAUUUAUAUAUAUAUUCUAGGGUUUAGGUAUAGGAUUACUGAAAGUGACAAUGAGGACCCAAGUCAUGGAAAUGGGUCUAAGUCGUUGAAAGUAUGAAAAUCUCAUGGUGGACCAGGAUAUAUAUGUAUUUUUCUACUUUAGGCACAACAGAACCAUUAUAGUAUGGUUCUGGUUCAAUAAUGUUGACUAUAUCAUGAGUUUAUAUGUUAAAUUUUAAUUGGAUUCUUA